Molecule: messenger RNA, 8031 nt
Organism: Paramisgurnus dabryanus
Lineage: Eukaryota; Metazoa; Chordata; Actinopteri; Cypriniformes; Cobitidae
Gene: foxo1a
Product: forkhead box O1 a
Biological process (GO): regulation of transcription by RNA polymerase II
Cellular component (GO): nucleus
Molecular function (GO): DNA-binding transcription factor activity, RNA polymerase II-specific; RNA polymerase II cis-regulatory region sequence-specific DNA binding
Source: RefSeq, a predicted model, not a curated record
CUACUUUCACAGGGGACGAAAACACUGCUCGUUUCGCUUUCGAACCCGCGCGUGUGGUUGGCUGUCGGCGCCUGUCAAUCACGCGAGGGGGCGGUGUCAGGUGACAUAUGAUAGUGAGUUCCAGUAAGCGCACUAACAGUUUUACUACACAGACAUUCAACAAGCGACAAGGACUAUCACAUACCACUGGACUAGACUGGAUUACAAAACGCCUUCGUAACUUAACAACAGAACAAAUCUGAUGCCAUUUAUUCUACUCUAUCACACGCUAUAGCCGUAAAGUUAGUUGGGACGGACGAUUCCAAACGCACAGUCGUUUCCGAUGUAACAAAGUCAAGUUUUAAAGUAACACCGCUUUAUUUUCAUCUGAUUUUUUUGGCGUUUUGAGUCACGCAUUAUUUUGCCAAUCAUAUGUGACAUUUUAAGACGCGUACAGUAUUGCUGGUACCAUGGCUGAAGCAGCCCAAAACCAGAUGGUCGAGAUUGACCCGGACUUCGUGCCACUCUCCCGGCCGCGCUCCUGCACUUGGCCGCUGCCGCGACCGGAGUUCCCGAAUCCCGCCGCCGCCGACUCCAACACAUCCUCCCCGGCUCCGUCCGUCAAGCAGGAGCCCUCCGGCAACGCGGACUUCAUCAAUAACCUCAGUCUGCUGGAGGAGAAUGAGGACUAUCCGGAUCAGAAACCUCUAAUCCUGUGCUCUGAUUUCCAGUGCCAGGACAACUGCAUCCACCAACAGCAGCAGCACCAGCAGCAGAUCCCAAAUCAGCAGCAACAGGUGCCCGUGCUCUCCUCCCCGGUGGCCGCCGCUGCCGCAGCCGCCGCCGCUCAGCGCAAAAGCAGCUCGUCCCGACGCAACGCCUGGGGAAAUAUGUCAUACGCGGACCUGAUCACCAAAGCCAUCGAGAGCUCCCCCGAAAAACGCCUCACGUUGUCUCAGAUCUACGAUUGGAUGGUGAAGAGCGUCCCUUAUUUUAAAGACAAGGGGGACAGUAACAGCUCUGCUGGCUGGAAGAACUCAAUCAGACACAACCUGUCCCUGCACAGUAGAUUCAUCCGUGUGCAGAAUGAAGGUACGGGAAAGAGCUCAUGGUGGAUGCUUAACCCUGAAGGUGGCAAGAGCGGCAAGUCUCCCCGACGCAGAGCUGCCUCCAUGGACAACAACAGCAAGUUUGCCAAGAGUAGAGGACGUGCGGCUAAGAAAAAGCUGACUCUUCAGGGUGGGCCCGAGGGUGGUGCAGACAGUCCUGGCUCCCAGUAUGGCAAGUGGCCUGGCAGCCCCAACUCUCACAGCAACGACGACUUUGACGCCUGGGCGGAUUUCCGUCCCCGCACCAGCUCCAAUGCAAGCACACUGAGCGGGCGUCUUUCACCCUUUAUUGAUGAUGAACUUGGGGACUCCGAUGUUCACAUGGUCUACCCGGGCCCUGGGUCUGGGGCCAAAAUGACCUCUACCCUUCCCAGCUUGUCCGAGAUGGCUGGCUCCCUUGGUCACAGGGGUUCUGAGAAUGUGAUGGAGAACCUCCUGGAUAACCUUAACUUGCUCUCACCCAAGAACCCAUCGGUAGGGUCAGCCGGAGGGCCUGGAUCUGGAUCCAACCAAUCGUCACCCUCCUCGCUAAUGCAGGCAAGCCCUGUUUACUCUCCCUAUGGAUCGCCUGCUCUGGCUGUGGUCAACCAACAGAACCAACAAGACUAUCGUAAGUGUUUGUAUGGCCAGCCAGCAAUAGGCAGCAUUUCCUCCAUGCAAAUGCAGCCUCUGUCAGAAAGCAAGCCUAGUUUUGGUCCCAGGCCAGGAUCCAUGGGCCAGUUUAACUGCACAGCAGGACUGCUGAAAGAGCUUUUGACAUCUGAAGGGGAGCCUGGAGAGCUCAUGCCCUCAGUGGACACUGUUGUCUCCCAGCCAAGUGGAAGUGGUGGACGUAUGCUUCCUCCAUAUAGCAGUGCUCAGAAUGAUCUUGUGGGGGGCAGCCACGCCCUCUCUCACCCACACAGUAUGCAUGGACAAGCCCCGCCCACGUCUGUGGCAAUGAACGGGCGAACACUGCAUCAUUUGACCACCAUUGGCCACAGUGGUGUUGCUGGGCGCUUGGGAAGCAUUAAAUCAGCUAUGCAGAUGCAGUAUGGUAGCCAUCUUGCUGGUGGGGGAGGACUGCCACCUUACUGCAGCCUAAACACCAACGGAUACGGACGCAGUCCAGGGCUGAUACCCCACCACCAGCAGCAACAUCUGGAGAAGCUGCCAAGUGAUCUGGACGGCAUGCCUGUGGCACGGUUUGAGUGUGAUGUUGAAUCCAUUUUACACGACACCCUCAUGGACGGAGAAUCACUGGACUUCAACUUUGACCCCAUGGCCUCCCAGCAGGGGUUCCAGCCGCACAGUGUGAAGACCACCACGCACAGCUGGGUGUCUGGGUAAAAACUCUUGAUCGGCAACCAUGAGCCGCUCUCCACACCCAUCAAACUCCUCUUCAAGGACACAGACACCAUUAUUCCUUCUCUUUCUUCAGCAGAUGAGGUCAUGAUACGACUUCACACUGCCAAGCACAUUGGCUCAACUCUGAGCUGAUUUACAAGGACGCUUUUCUCAGACAUUUGGACUCAAGUUCUUACCAAGUGCCAAACCAGGUGCCUGUGCUCCAUAGCCAAAUUGACAAGCUUUAGUUUGCUGCCUUUUUCUCGCUGAAGAGAAUCAGUGGUCCUAUCAGGGCAACGAAAACCCGAGGCCCUUACAGCUGCUGCAACACACACACGUAUACCAAUGUUCACACAAAUUUUCAGAGAUCAUUUUUACAACCACAUCCUCCAUCAAAGGCAAACUGAGAUACGUCAAAACCACCAAAUCCCAACACCAGGCAUCCGUCAGCACGAUACACCUCAGAACGGUGAUGCGCAUUGUAACAGCACCCUUUCACUGUUUUGUUGUAACUUCAAAUUGCUGACCUCCAUUUUAUUCUGAGGGGUAUAAUGCAUUCAUGCCAAGCUUUAUGAAGACUGGAACAGAUGUGCAAGUGCAAGGAAUGACUGUAGAUUUAUUUAGAAGAGGUCCUGGAGAAAGAGGACCCCAGAAUUUUUUGCUGAUUAUUUGAACUACGCCGCACACAGCGCAUCACACUUUCAUUUUUGUCCUGUCAGCGUAUUUGACGUAGAGCAGUCGUAUUACAUUUUUAAGAGCGUGUUAUUAUGAGCUAGUGUACAGAGAGUUCAAUCGGGGCAGCAGAUUUACUGUUGUUUUGUAAAUUUGAAAGAAACUGGAUCCGACAUCUUAAUUUUUUGCGAACCUAUAUGGAAGGGUGUUUCUCAUCUGAACUGUAUACAGUACAUCUUUCUACAUCUCUUGUAAAUACAUGAAUUAUUUCAAAAACAUUUGUUUAUUUGUUUGUUGUUUACUCUUAACGCCAUUCCAGCAUCUACGGCUAUAUUCAUGGCGAGAACCGGUUAAUCCCUACAGCAGUUAAUGCACACAUGUUGAUCCAUACACACAUUGGGGGAGACGCAAUCUCCAAUUAACCUAACCUGCGUGUUUUUGGCCUGUGAGAGGAAACUUGGUAGCACUUUAUUUUACAGGAUGCGUACUUACCUUGUACAUAUAUGGUAAAUAUGUUGUACUUACAAACAAUUGUGUGGUACUUACUUUUGAGUAUCUACAUGGUAAUUAAAUUGUAUCAUUACUGUACUUACCAGUUGUACAUACUUGGUAGUUAUUAUGUAACUCUAGAUAAGUACUGGGUAAUACCAGAUACAUACUUAGUGUAGGUAUACUGUAACCAACAAGAAACAAUACACAAUAUAAUACUAUACAAUAUAUACUAGUCAACAUUUGAAGUGGAUCAAACCUUACAUUAAUGUGUUCUCAAACCAAUACCUAAUGACUAGUAUAGUAUUUAGUACUUACAGGCAAGUGUGUGUUAAUGGCAGGUACUUAUAGUGUACAUCUUGCUGAUGUGCCCUUUUGUACUCAGUAUCUUUGUCCUUUAUUGUACCCUUUAAACCCAAGCAUUGAAUAUCGUACACAUUAACUACUGGGAACAUUCACAGUAACUGGAUGGAAACAGGACUAUAACAAAAUGUUGCGUUUUACACAGUUAUUAAGAUAUAGCAUAGUAUGCAUAUGCCACUGUGAGUUAUAUUAACUAGUUAGACCAUAAAAUAAGAUGUAUUGUUGUUAUCAUUAACUCAAUGGGCCCUAUUUUAACGAUCUGAAACGCAAGUGCGAAGCGCAAAGCGCAAGUGACUUUGUGGGUGGAUCUUGGGCGCUGUUGCUAUUUUCCCGGCGGGAGAAAUAACUCUUGCGCCCGGCGCAAAUCAAUAAGGGGUUGGUCUGAAGUAGGUUCAUUAUUCAUAGGUGUGGUUUGGGCGUAACGUCAAAUAAACCAAUCAGAACGCUAUCCAACAUUCCCUUUAAACGCAAGGGCGCAAGUUCCAUGGCGGGUUGCUAUUAUUAUGACGGAUUUACCAGGGGCACGCCAGGAGCGGUUCACAGCCGAGGAGACCGACGUUCUUGUAAGAGCAGUCAAAGACAGAGAAGUUGUUUUGUAUGGGGAUAGGAGAAACCCGCCCAAAUCAGCGUCGGUUAAACAGGCGUGAGAGGAAAUAGCCACAAUUGUCUCAUCAGCUGGAAUCCCCAGGACGUUGCGCCAAGCGCUACAACGAUGUUAGGAGAUGGGGGAAUCCCAAGCUUGCCAGGAUAAAUCGGGCACGCUGUGUAACGGGAGGUGGAUCUGCCUCUACACAGAUCUGCGUCCACCCUCACCGCUGAAAGGGUUUGGGGGCUUUGAAAUCGGACCCAAGAAACGCAAGCAAGGUCCAACCCCAAAUAACACUUACAAAUCAAAUUCAUAUACAUUAAGGUUUGUUAUGAAAACAUUUUAAUUAUUAUUUACAUAAAAUAAACGUAAUACAGCCACACAACAAACUUAUGAAAAUAUUUUAAUCGUUAUUUGCAUGAGAAUUUUUUAACGCAGCCACACAAUAAAUAAAAACUAUCACCACAAUGCUCACCACUAUGAUUCCCCUUAUCUCAUGUGUUAAUAUUUUUAUUGUAACAAUUUAUGAUUUGCAAAAAUAACUGUUGCAUCUGUGUAGAUUAGAUAAGCAAAUUGUGUGUGUAAAAUAGCAUAAUGAACAACGCGCAACGCACCACUGACUUUAAACUUAUUUUUCUGGUCAGUGGCGCAAUUGUUUUUUGAAACUGCAAAAUAGCAUCAGGGAUGGUUUGCGCCGCAACACGCCUCCUUUUUUGCGCUGAACCACCCAGGGAGCGCAAGUUCAUUCCCUAGUUUGCCGACGUGCGUCUGUGAAGGGAAAAACCCGCUGGGAGCCAAUGCAAAAUACGAAUGAUACAUGCGUCACUGACAAAGUCAAUUGCGCUGGGUGCAAGAUAGGGCCCAAUGUGUGUUAUUAGUUAUCAUAUACUGUAUGUAAACUAUAAGUACCUGUCAUUAACUUACAAUGUAAUAUUACUACACUAUACAGUAGUGUUUCUCGUUAGUUACAUUAUACAUAUACUACAUGUGCUGGACAUUAAUUUACACCCGCAUGUAUGUACUACACACUUGGCACGUACAUACAAUUUUAAGUACAGUAGUGUUUGUUAUUAGUUAUCAAAGAAGUACAUUAUACAGUAAGUACCUGCCAUUAACCCACACUUGCCUGUAAGUACUAAAUACUUAAUUUGUAAGUACAGUAGUGUUUCUUGUUAGUUACAGUAUACCUACACUAUAAGUAUGUAUCUGGUAUUACCCAGUACUUCUAGGGUUACAUGUAAGUACAGUAAUGAUACCAUUUAAUUACCAUUAAGAUACUCAAAAGUAAGUACCCCACAUUUGUCUGUAUGUACAAUAUAUUACCAUAUAUGUACAAGGUAAGUACACAUACUGUAAAAUAAAGUGCCACCCACGCUGACACAGGGAGAACAUGCAAACUCCAAACAGAAAGGCCAACUGACCUAGCCAAGACUCAAACCGACCUUCUUGCUGUGAGGCAACAGUGCUACCCACUGAGCUACUGUGCAUUUAGCAAGUAGAAAUAUGAGGUUUUUUUCCUUUUUGUAUUAAUAUUCUUAUUGCUGUAUAUUAUUGCCUUCAGUUUGAGACUUUCGAGAUUAAGCUGUGUAUAGUGCAUUUCAACAAUGUUUGGGCUCCUCAAAGGACACAUCCACAUUUCCUUUACCCAUUGUGUUUCUAUCUUUGGCCUAUCUUCGUUGUGGUCCCUUAACUAGUCAAGUCCAAAGGUAAGAAACAGCCUCGAAAUUGUGGAAAAGAUUAAGUCUUUAUCACCGGGCCCUACAUGCCAUCAAAACCAUUUUUCUGUGUCUACUGUGGUAUACUGUAGAACUACAGCAUUAGGAGAUUCUCCUAUGCCUUCGCUACAGCAUUGAUCUGUUGCUGUAUUGCUAAAGUCCUCUACCUUUUAAAAAAGGCGUAGAGAGUUAUUGACUUGUUAUUUAUUAGGCUGAAGGAGAAGCGAUGUGAUUGAUUCAUGUCACAAUGUAUCAUUUACAUUUGAUCAUAUUUCUGUUUUAUUUAUCUUCUCUCAAAGUGGAGGCACUGUGACGUACAUGUACUAUAAGUUUGUAGUGAUUUUUCAAGAAAAGUACAAAAAUAAUCCACCAGCAUAACCCUCUUUCUUUCUUGCUUUUUAUUUCCAUGUGGCUCUUACUCAGAUUUGAACAGAUUUGGUUGUUUUGCACAUACAGUAUAUGCACUAGACAUUAAAAAGUUUCAGACUUUUAAAUACUGAAGCAGGGUAUUGAAAGCUCAAAUAAUUCAAGACUUGAAACUCUUUGGCAUCGUAAAAUUACUUCCUAAGUUGUGCUGUAAAACGUUGAAAACGAUGCAGAUGUGAAGUGCUGACUAUUGGCCAAUUUGUUCAAGCUUAACGGUGAACGCUAUUACAGGUUUUUUAAUUUUGGGACACUAAUGCCGUGAAAUGACCAGGCUCAAGUCUCUUCUCUAUAAUUUUUUGUCCUAACCAGCUUUUGUUUUGUUUUAGUUAGCUACACCCGCAGCAAAAUCUUAUUGGAUCAAAAAUCUAUAUACAGCAACACAACUGUAUAUUUAAAAUUACUUUCUGCUUCACACCUGGUUAGGAUAGCGUUUCAGAAAAAUGCCAGAUAUAUGUUAAAUUCACCAACAGCAUUGGACUGACCCACACUGCCUCUCACCAGAUAUUCUUUACUAAAACAACUUUUAUAUCCACCAUCAUGAACAUCCACAAUGCAGAAAAUCUGACGUGCAUUUGGUUUAUGAAUUUACCAGAUCCCAUCUAUGCACAUCCAUGUACUUUGAUCAUUAAUAUUACUGCCAUCUCCAGUUUAUUUUUACUAAGAUGUUUGAUAUUACAUGUUUUAUUGAGCCGUGGAGUCAUGUUAAUGUCACAGUUGUUAGUUCAUAGUUCUGAAUAUGAAGUAUAUUUAGAGAGUAGAGGAAUAUUUACAUGCAAGCAUUUUGUACACACACUGUUAUUCUUGUAUUUAGCGGCAGUUUUUAAAAAACACGUAAAUUGCAAAAGGAAAAAAUUAAUUAAAACAAAUUGAGAAGAAGUUUUUGUUUUCUUCAGAUUGUGAAGUUUGGACCAAGAUUUAUUGAAAAAAAUAGAAAUUAAAAUAUUGCACUUUGUCUAUAGAUGUAAUGAGUUCUCCUAGAGAGAAACGUGAAGAUAAUCUAUUUUGAAAAACAAACUGUUACAUUUCUUAACUUAUGUACAGAAAUAAUCUGAUUUACAAUUAAAAGAUGAUUUAAAUAAAGGUGCAAUUUGUUUAAGUAGUUGAUAAAGUAAUAAUCUAUAAAAGAAAUGAUAUUGAAGACAUUCUUAACAUAUGCCAAUACUGACAUAUAUAUAUAUAUAAAUGUGUAUUAUAUCUACAUUCUUUGAGUUUGUCAACAGUAAGCUGUUUGUGAAAUGUGAGGCCAGAGCUCUGGCUUUGCUGUUGAUGACUAUGUUGUGCUUGUAUUCCCAUACAAGAAACAUGCUAUUGCUGUAAAAAGCCAUGUGUAUAUAAAUUAUGUUAUAUAAAGAAGAAUCAAAUGUGA